This is a messenger RNA of Wasmannia auropunctata (little fire ant), 1601 nucleotides long. RefSeq names its product calcium uptake protein 3, mitochondrial (gene MICU3). Gene Ontology annotation, cellular component: uniplex complex. The record is from RefSeq and is a predicted model, not a curated record. Gene Ontology annotation, molecular function: calcium ion binding. Lineage: Eukaryota; Metazoa; Arthropoda; Insecta; Hymenoptera; Formicidae. The coding region runs from base 8 to 1501 and encodes 497 amino acids. The transcript is spliced from 12 exons. Gene Ontology annotation, biological process: calcium import into the mitochondrion; mitochondrial calcium ion homeostasis.
GUUGAAAAUGGCGACGAUAGCGUGCCUCUCGCGACGCGUGUCGCCGUACGCGCGGCACUUUCGCGACGUCACGCGUGCGUACGCGUCGUGGCGCGCCGACCGCGGCCUCGGGAGGAUCCAGAAGAGCAUCGGAUUGCUGACCGGCGCCUCCGUCACGUUUCUCCUGGCCCAGCAAUGUUUACGGCCGAAGGUGGUGCACGCCUUGAAACCUCGCAAGAGAGAAGAUGAUCUGCAUAAAGCGGUAAGGUUGACUACGAGGGAGAGGAGAUUUAUAAAAUUUGCGUCAGUGGCAUACGAUGGUCAGCUGUACAUGACUCCGCAGGAUUUUCUUGAUAGCGUCAUUGAUGCCGAACCUCGAGUGAGAUUAAAGAGGCGCGUGCUGACCGAUCACGAGCUCGAAGUGAUGAGAAAUUCGACCUCUUCGCUACGCCAUGGAAGCACACAUAUGUUCCGAAAUUUACGAGACAAAGGAAUUAUUUCUUAUACGGAGUACCUGUUUCUUCUGUCCAUCCUGACGAAGCCGAAAACUGGUUUCCAAAUUGCCUUCAAUAUGUUUGAUACCGACGGAAACGAGAGAGUCGACAAAACUGAAUUUCUUGUGAUUCGUCGUUUACUCGGCGGCAGUCUGAAGGAACGGGACCUCGACGAGCCAACAAAACGUGCAUUACGUGCCAUAAUUUCUUCGAGCGAAGAGAAUGUAGGCAAGGCAAAACUUCGCGAAGUUCAUCCGAAUAAAUCAGACGAAAUCGUCACAAAUUCUUAUAUGGAGAAGAUAUUCAGUCACGCUUGGAGGGGUCGUCAUGGGUGCGAAACCAAAGAGGAAUUGGAACAAUUAGAGAAACGCCAGAAAACGCCAGAAGAAAUUCAAGGCCAAUUCAUCGACGACGAUCAGGGCUUGCAACGACGUCACGCUGUGGAUACUACCUUGAUGGUACACUUUUUUGGCAAAGACGGCACUAACGAGUUAAGGUACGAAGAUUUCAAGCAUUUCAUGGAGAACUUACAACAUGAAGUAUUGGAGCUGGAGUUCCACGAAUACAGCAAGGGACACGACACGAUCAACGAAUUGGAUUUUGCCAAAAUCUUGUUGCGAUACACGUAUCUCGAACCUGACGAAUAUGACAAGUAUUUGGACAGAAUGUUGGAUCGGGCGGACUUGCAUAUUGGUAUCACGUUCGAGGAAUUCCGACGCUUCUAUCAAUUUCUAAACACUCUGGACGAUUUCGCGAUAGCGAUGCGAAUGUAUACGUUGGCCGAUCAUCCCAUAUCCAAAGAUGAAUUUCAACGAGCUGUAAAAAUAUGCACGGGAAUGAUGCUUUCGACUCACAUAAUUGACACGGUGUUCGCACUGUUCGAUGACGACGGGGACGGUCUACUGUCCUACAAAGAGUUCAUAGCGAUUAUGAAAGAUCGGCUGCAUAGAGGCUUUAAGUCUCAACAACGCAACGAGGGUUGGGAGGCAUUCAAAUUCUGCGUGAAACAAGAGAUGAAAGCACCUUGAAGGAAGAAUCGUGAUGAAGACGCAAAGAAGAUAAAAAUACUCGUUAAUUUUACACAAAUGCUGUAUAUUUUCUGAUAAUAUUGAUUGUCAAAAAAAUGAA